This is a messenger RNA of Portunus trituberculatus (swimming crab), 2677 nucleotides long. RefSeq names its product glycine-rich cell wall structural protein 1.8-like. The coding region runs from base 751 to 1944 and encodes 397 amino acids. Gene Ontology annotation, biological process: regulation of cell differentiation. The transcript is spliced from 10 exons. The record is from RefSeq and is a predicted model, not a curated record. Gene Ontology annotation, cellular component: membrane. NCBI's taxonomy places the organism in Eukaryota, Metazoa, Arthropoda, Malacostraca, Decapoda, Portunidae.
AGUGACGUAACGUGGAGUGGUGAGCGGUGCCGCGGGCGCUGGGUGGAGGCAGUGGUUGUGACGUGGCUUUUGGGAAGACGUGGCACUACUUUGGUGUGGCGGCUCUUAACUUCACUAGUGUUUGUGUCUGAGUGCUUAUUGAGAGGCUAAGAACACACCCGUAUCAUAUUCGCAAAACGAAACAAACAUAACACAAACUCCUCGAAAAAAUAAUAAUAAAAAAAUAAAGCACCGAGAGAAGAAGAAAAGAAAAAGCACGAAUAAAAAUAAGAACAACAAGAGAGAAAAAAAAAGUGGAUAAGUGUGAUGGAAAAAGAAAAUACGAGGAAGAAAAGUGAAGGAGAAACAUAAAAACUAAAUGAAUAACAUAAACUCAUCAAUUAAAGAUAAGAAAAUAUAAUCGCCAUAAGUGAGGAACAAACCAAGCAAAGGAAGGGUGAAUUUAAAAUGAGUCCAUCUACGUUCACAGAAAAGGAAUAAAUAAAAUAACACAAUAAAAGGAAGGCAACGACGAGGAAGAGGAGGAAGAGGAGGAGGAGAAGGAAGAAGGAAGAGGACAGUUUUAUAUCACAUGAUUAUUCAAGCGAAACGUCCCUGCCUUGUCACGUUCACGUCACACCUGGAUAGUGAUGAGAAGACGUGAUGCAGGUGCCCACUGGCCUAACAUGACGUGUGGGCGUGUGAGGGCGUGACGGAGUGUAGUCAAGUGUAUGUGCACCACAGCCACCGUCACCACCGUCACAAGCAGCCAUGUGUACCAGCGACGACUCCGUGGCGACUAUAUCCAUGACCAAGCCGGUCAGAAAGGGCUUCCUCACCAGAUACAAAAAACGGUUCAUCGGCUCCAACUGGCGCGAGGAGUGGGUGGUGCUGCACGAGGACUCAGCGCUGGAGUGGUACAAGGGACAUGACGAGGAGGACCUGCUGGGCGCCAUCAUGCUCAAGGACGCCCCGGAGAUGAUAGCGGCGGGCCCAUUCGCUUCCUACGUGCCCGGGCGGCCUGAUCUGCCCCGAGGGACGGAUCCCAACACGCUGGUGGUGUUUGGGAACAAGACCAAGGACAAGAUGCAUUGGUUCAUCAGCAAGAACAGUGACGAUCUCAACCAAUGGAUGACCGCCAUUAGUAACACGCUUCCCCCGCCCCCUAACCCCCCACAGCCUGCAGGGGGCGGGGAGAACCAGAAGGGAGAGCCGCCCCCUUACACACCCUCGGCACCUCCUUCCCAACCGCCCCAAAAUCCAGCAGCAGCAGGAGGAGGAGGAGGAGGAGGAAUGGGAAGAGGAGGAGGUGGAGGAGGGUACCCACAAGCACAAGGAGGCUACAACAGAGGCGGGUAUGGUGGUGGUGGUGGUGGUGGCGGGUAUGGCGGCGGCGGGUAUGGCAGAGGAGGCGGCGGCACCACAGUAAUCAUGGACAGACGGGACAAUGGCGUGGGGGACUUCGCGACGGGCAUGAUGAUGGGCGCCGCCAUGUCCGGAUGGGGCAUGGGCGGCUGGGGCUGUGGCUUCGGCUUCGGCGUACCCAUGGGCGUAGGCGUGGGCUUCGGUUUUCGUGGCGGCGGCUUUCAUAAUCAGGAAACUAACAUCACAAAUAACUACAACAUCAACAACAUCGAAAACAACAACCCGGCUGACGGAAUGGAUGCGGGUGGUGGUGGCGGCGGCGAGGUAGCGAACCCUGAGGUAGAUCCAACAGCGGACGGUGGCUUGGAACCCGACGCCGAGAUGCUGCCUGAGGGGGACGGCAUAGAUCCGGGCCUGCUGGACGAGAACGGCGCGGACAUGGCGGGGAUGGAAGACAUGGCCGAACCGUUUGAGAUGGGCGGGAUGAAUGACGUGGGCGGGGAGUUUGACGUGGGUGAUAUGGACAUGGGAGGGGGUUUCGACACGGGCGGAUUUGACAUGGGUGGCUUUGACAUGGGAGGUUUUGACAUAGGAUUCUGAUUAAUGUCUGUUGAGGCACAAACAAGGAAUCACGUUGUUAUGCAUGUAUUUUAAGGACUGACUCUCUCUCUCUCUCUCUCUCUCUCUCUCUCUGUCUUCUUGCUAUUGUAAAGACGAAUUUUUGAACGCAUAAGGCCAUGAAAAGCCAGCCGUGCGAAGAGAAAGAGUGCAAAGCUUAUCAUCCAUCUGUAAAUAGUAAAUACUGAUGUAGACGUAGAGUCUGAAUCCACGGUCGAGCCGCCAACUAAAGCCAUCAGGAAUCAAAGAAAAUUUAGUUAAGUUAUCCCUGUCGUGCUCUGUCAUCUCAACUCUACUUUUCCGUUUUCUUUAACAAGCAUCCAGCCAGUGAGUUUUUACCCAAGUCUACUAAACAAUUCAACGACAAUAAAAGUGGCUAUGACUCGUGCACUACUGUGGUGUCAUACAAGUGUGCUUAGUUCCUUCCACAACGCGACACACUCAAGCAAGAAUCUGUGGUGAGAAAUUGGUUGUUGCACGUAGUGAUUGUGAUGAACAGAUUUUACGAACACUGAACGAGGUACUGUACUAGUUGCCUUAUUGUUACGGAUCGAUGCAGGCUCAAACGUGUAAUACGCCAAUUGUUUAACUAGGUAGACUGUAACACUUUUAUGAUUAUGUAAGUAGUUAUAAUAUACUCUAUCUUAGUGUGUGUGUGUGUGUGUGUGUGUGUGUGUGUGUGUGUGUGUGUGUGUGUGUGUGUGUUUUCAUAUAA